UCUGUUUUUUUUUUCUCUUUUAGAUCCACACGCCGGGAGUGAGGACCGGAGCUCUGCCUUAUCCUUACCUGACUCUGUGUUUCAGCCGCAAGCAGCCGACUGACUCGAACAGCAGGGCUAUAAUGACUUUACUGCACUUGCACCUCUGUGUCACUGGCUUGGUCUUCUGGAUUACGCAGAAAUCCAGCUCCUUGGUGCUGCCCAACGCCACGGAGCUCCUGCAGCCCCCCAGCAGCGCAGCGAGCGGCCCCGUGGCGGGCGUCGGGGUGCCCGGGAGCCGGCGCAGGCGCCACAUCUCCCCCCGGGACAUGAGCGCGAUUCUGGACUACCACAACCGGGUGCGGGCGCAGGUGUCCCCGCCGGCCGCCAACAUGGAGUACAUGGUGUGGGACGAGAGGCUCGCCCGGGCUGCCGAGGCCUGGGCCGCCCGCUGCCUGUGGGACCACGGCCCCCCGCAGCUGAUGAAGCACGUGGGGCAGAACCUCUCCAUCCACUCGGGCAGGUACCGCUCCGCCGUGGAUCUGGUGAAGUCGUGGCACCACGAGAAGCAGCACUACUCCUUCCCCCACCCGGGGGAGUGCAACCCCCGCUGCCCCGCCAAAUGCAGCACCUCCGUGUGCAGCCACUACACGCAGAUGGUGUGGGCGUCCUCCAGCAGGCUGGGCUGCGCCGUCAACACCUGCGCCAACGUCAGGGUGUGGGGCAGCACGUGGCGCCGAGCCGUGCUCCUCGUGUGCAACUACGCCGUCAAGGGCAACUGGAUAGGCGAAGCGCCGUACAAGGUGGGGAGGCCGUGCUCCGCCUGCCCGCCGAGCUACGGCGGGGGCUGCAGCAACAACAUGUGCUUCGCCGGACUCAGAUCCAACCAAGUGAGCUGGUUCUAGGGCUGCAGCACGGUCGCGGCUCCGCAGCGAGGGGAGAAGAGAGAGAGAGAGAGAUGGAGAAGUCCCCAGCGACAAGGGUUGUGGAAAACCAGGAUUGUUUAUAACCCCGGUGCCUCUGAGCUGCUUUUUCAUCCCUUCAGCCCCCUCUGGUCCCCCCCGGGCUGCUGCAGGAGGCUUUAGGCAGCGCGGGCUCUGCGCGCCCCGCGGUUAGUGCAGCCUGCUUCACCCCCGUGGCGGGUAGGGGACGGCCGUGCUGCCGCUUUGUGUCUCCUUCUUUUUAUACCCCUCCGCAGGGAGCAUUGCACUGCCCGGCCGCUGCUGCCUGAGGUGGGGCGGGGGGCCGGGCGCCUGGCUGCCCCCUUGGCUGCCCUGUGGUGCUUCCCCGCGGGCGC
Messenger RNA from Dromaius novaehollandiae (emu), 1276 nucleotides. RefSeq names its product R3H domain containing like (gene R3HDML). The record is from RefSeq and is a predicted model, not a curated record. The transcript is spliced from 5 exons. The coding region runs from base 123 to 884 and encodes 253 amino acids. NCBI's taxonomy places the organism in Eukaryota, Metazoa, Chordata, Aves, Casuariiformes, Dromaiidae.